AUGACGCACCAUCAUCGGAAGCUCCAUCACAGACGCAGCCUUGUCGACCAUGUGGCCGCAUGGUUCGACUCGGCCGAGGGCGUCAUCGAGCGGAGAGACGAGGACGGCAGCGACGCCGGUAAUGCUCAUCCGAUCCUGGCCUGGCCUGAAUCGCCAUGGCUGCCACCUUGGAGUCGUUCCAACGCUGACGUGGUGCUCGUAGAACCCGCCACCAUCAUCCGAACCGUCUACAAAACGAUGGCGCCAAGCUUCAAAGGCGCCGUGGGAGUGCAGCCCUUGACGAAAACCUCGAAGCCCCAGUGGGUCGCCGUCUCGGUUUCGACGUCUACGCCUGAACCGAAGAAGACGCCUUCCGAGAGCACCCCGCUCGAACUAUCGGAGGAACAACUACCCACGGCCAUCGUCGAGCCCAAGUCGAGCAUCUCGCUGCCCUCUGUCCUCGCCCAGGCGACCGGGGAGGCUUCCGUCGAGCGGCCGGAUGCCAUUGGCUUCGGUGCUGCCUCGGCUGCCGACAAGGUACCGUCGUCGAGCUUGACGUCGGACCGACCCUCGGCUGGCAAGGAUGCCGACGACGGCCCUUCAACCGGUGCCAAGAUCGGCAUCACGUUUGGUAUCCUCGGAGCCUUUCUCCUCGUCGGCCUGCUCGUCUUCUUCCUCUUCAACCGAGGCCGCAAGGCGGCCCGCAUGGUGCUCGACGACGCCGAUGAAAAGUUCCAGUCCGAAGCCUCGCUCGAACGCGACGAGAGUCGAUCGAACCCGAAGGCACCUCGCAUCAGCCUUCGACCCGUCACCCAGUUCCUGCCCAACUGGACCGGCCUCGAGAAGCGCAGCAGCAAGGGGAACACGCUGGCCCUCGCCGCCGCCGCCGCCAUCGGGACCCGACCGAAUGCGGGAGACGCCUGGGAUCGACCCAACACGAGCAACAGCGCCCACUCGGCCAACCCCUUUGGCAACCAGGCUGAACGUCCCCGGACGCCCAUAGCCGACAUGCACAGUCUCUACGGCCAAAACUCGCACGCCGCCGUCAACGGCGAUCACGCCGCUCCCUCGAACACCCACCACGCGGGAUCCCAGGAUCCGCUGACGGCCAACGGCCCGGCGAUUGGCGUCGCCGUCGCCGGAAGUGCCCUCGGCGUUGGUCCAGGGGCCGCCGCCGCCGCCACGCGUAGAACAUCGAUGCGCCACGGCGGUGCCAGCAACGGCGACGUGGGCGCUCCCGGUCGGCCGCCGACGGCUGGGUCCCUGAACCCUGCCGGAACGGAGCUCGGAGCAUCGUCGAACGGCGCGGCAUCUGCCGCCGCCGCUUCCGGCGCUCCUCGGAGCUGUGGCGUCCACCGUGUGCAGCUCGAUUUCAACCCAUCGCUCGAUGAUGAGAUGAGCCUCAAGGCCGGCGACCUCGUUCGCUUGAUCCACGAGUACGACGACGGCUGGGCUCUUGCCAUCCGCCUGGAUCGCUCGCAGCAGGGCGUCGUGCCUCGAACCUGCCUGUCCACCCGCCCUGUGAAGCAGCGCGCCCCUCCGGGGGGUCGAGUCGGACCGCCGGUGAACACGAAUGGCGGCAGACCCGGCAGCGCCCACCGAUCGAUGACGCCGCAAGCCAGACCCGGUCUCCCCGAGUCUCCUUCGCGACCCCGGAAGGGUUCCGGGCCUCCACCCGUUUCCUUCGUCGCACACGACAGCCGAUCGUACACCUCGACUGGUCCUCGGGCGUCACCCGUGGACGGUCCGACGAGCUCGACGGCGAUUCCACCACAGCGACCUCCAUCGGCUCCCUUGACAGAUCUGUUGGGGGAGAGGCUGGUGCCUGGUCAGGCGAUAUGA
This is a messenger RNA of Drechmeria coniospora, 1821 nucleotides long. RefSeq lists its product as uncharacterized. The transcript has 2 exons. Bases 1 to 1821 code for a protein of 606 amino acids. Lineage: Eukaryota; Fungi; Ascomycota; Sordariomycetes; Hypocreales; Ophiocordycipitaceae. Gene Ontology annotation, molecular function: protein binding. The record is from RefSeq and is a predicted model, not a curated record.